UUAUACCUGCCAGGAAGUCUCUAUGGUUUCCCUGAAAGGCGCGCUGCGGAAGCGCCUGAAACUCGUGCUUCCGGUUGAUAUCUGCGGCUGGAGCAGUGUCAAGGACAAAUACUUGAAUGUGUGAUGGAUCCUGUGAGGGCUCAGCAGCUGGCGGCUGAGUUGGAAGUGGAGAUGAUGGCUGAUAUGUACAACAGAAUGACCAAUGCCUGCCAUCGCAAAUGCGUCCCUCCACACUACAAGGAGGCUGAGCUGUCCAAGGGAGAGUCUGUGUGCCUGGAUCGCUGCGUCUCCAAGUAUUUGGACAUCCAUGAGCGCAUGGGCAAGAAGCUGACGGAGCUCUCAAUGCAGGAUGAGGAGCUGAUGAAGAGGAUGCAGCAGGGGGCUGGGCCAGCGUAACACCAACAAAUACACGCGCACACUUUUGAUAAUGGACAACAUGUGCUUACCACCCCCUUUCCCCUACUUUGUGCCUGGACUGUGUGUUGAUCCCUCCUUCUGCCAAUAAAAUGUUGAACAUUA
Messenger RNA from Podarcis raffonei (Aeolian wall lizard), 519 nucleotides. RefSeq names its product translocase of inner mitochondrial membrane 10 (gene TIMM10). Gene Ontology annotation, cellular component: mitochondrial inner membrane. Gene Ontology annotation, biological process: protein insertion into mitochondrial inner membrane. The record is from RefSeq and is a predicted model, not a curated record. NCBI's taxonomy places the organism in Eukaryota, Metazoa, Chordata, Lepidosauria, Squamata, Lacertidae. The transcript is spliced from 3 exons. The coding region runs from base 124 to 396 and encodes 90 amino acids.